CUUCCUUUCUCGUCCGCUUUCCAAGGCCACUGCAAGCGCGACAGCCAAACGGAAACGAGAACUCUCCUCCCUCUCUUUGGACUCAUUGGUUAAGGGGAGAGCGGGGAGGCGCGCAAGAGACAGAGAGAACCCCAUCUCUAUAUCUCUAUGGGCAGCAAAAUAAAGCUACGGGCGGUGAGAAUCAUCGGUAUCUAACUAUCCCCCCUCUCGUCCCCUUUUCAAAAGUGGCGCCUGCCCCUCUCUCUUUCUUUAUCUGCUUCUUUCUUUCACAUUCCUUUUCCCUCUCUCUCCUCCUCCUCCUUCCUCUUCUCUUCUUGGGUUUAAGCAAAGAAGAUGGCGUCCAGCGCUUUUCGGUUCAUCAAAUGCGUGACCGUUGGCGACGGCGCCGUCGGGAAGACCUGCAUGCUUAUCUGCUACACCAGCAACAAAUUCCCGACCGACUACAUUCCGACGGUGUUCGAUAACUUCAGCGCCAAUGUUGUUGUUGAUGGAACCACCGUGAAUUUAGGCCUCUGGGACACUGCUGGGCAAGAGGAUUACAAUAGAUUGAGGCCGUUGAGCUACCGAGGGGCGGACGUUUUUGUGCUCGCUUUCUCGCUGGUGAGCCGAGCGAGCUAUGAAAAUGUUCUGAAGAAGUGGAUACCUGAGCUUCAGCAUUUUGCACCGGGAGUCCCUGUGGUGCUGGUCGGCACCAAAUUGGAUCUUCGUGAAGAUAAAUAUUUUCUCUCAGACCAUCCUGGCAUUAUACCUGUUACUACUGCUCAGGGAGAGGAACUCCGUAAGCAAAUAGGCGCUGCGUAUUAUAUAGAGUGUAGCUCGAAAACACAACAGAAUGUCAAAGCAGUGUUUGAUGCUGCCACCAAGAUAGUUAUUCGGCCUCCACAAAAACAGAAGGAAAAGAAGAAAAAGCCACAGCAUGGAUGUUCACUAUUAUUGAAGUCUUUGGACUUGGGAACGAUCAUCAUUAUGAAACGACAAAGGCUUCUGGCAACCUUUUGUGUAUGAGAAUGUUACCAUCAAACGAGAAUAUCAUUUCUGGGUGGAAACUUGUGUGCUUUAAAUAAAAGCACCCUCAGGAUCACAUUUAGAGUUCCCUUGCAGAAAAUGCUAUGCUGAUGUCUGGCCCAAGAGUGCAUCAGGUUUGAGUUAAUGGUGCAGUUCCUCUUGGAAACUGUAAAGUGCCCUGCCAGCUGUAUCAGAAGUAAAUGAAUCAUUUUGUUCGCAACGAAACAAGAAAAUAUAUGUUCUUUUGCAGAGAGGAGGAUGUUUGUUCUUGAUGCCAUGUUCAUUUAGUAUCAAUUUUGUUUGAAUCAAGAAGCUUAACCAAGGCAACUAAAUGAUUUAGCAGGACAUAUCUGUUAGUUUCAGUCACCUCCUGCAGCGGGUAAAACUUUCAGAUGGCAGUGGUUCUUUCUUUCUUUCUUUCUUUUCUUUUUGUAAUUCAGAACUAAUGGAACUCAAAUCUUCCAUGUUCAGUACUCUCCAACUAUUACAGUGCUUUCAAGCGAGGCUAGUAUGCCUUCCUACAAUAAACUGCUAUGUUUUCUUCUA
Molecule: messenger RNA, 1551 nt
Organism: Phoenix dactylifera (date palm)
Lineage: Eukaryota; Viridiplantae; Streptophyta; Magnoliopsida; Arecales; Arecaceae
Source: RefSeq, a predicted model, not a curated record